CGGAUGGACACCCAGCUCGCAAAUCGAUGGAUGAAGAUUUACACGACUGUAACUCUUCCAGCUACAGACAAGACAGCGCCCCCUGGAAGCCGGAGGUUUCAGUCGGAAGGUAAACUCGUGUUUAUUUUGACGUCGGUUUGACAGCCUUGUUCAUCACGUUUGACAAAACGCAUUCAACCCCAGAAUUUUCAACCCCAGUAGGUGUGAGGAGCUACAGGAGCAACAUGGAGGAGGAAGCGGCAUCCUCGUUUGAAGGCGACAUGGACCCCUUGUUCCCCGCCGAGACCUAUGCUGCCGAGUCCUUGGCAGCACACAUGGACCCUUGGAUCGUGUUCGACUCGAGAAAAACCCCCAGAUCGGAGUUCGACGACUGGCUGGAAAGCAACAGGCCGUCACGAGUGAGCAGAUUUGGCAACAAGGAGCUGGGCGUGGGCCCCGUGGGCCAGAUCUCUGUGCUGGGCCCGGACCAUUGGUCCGACGGUUGGGAUGUGGACGCUCUCCUGGAGAGCUGGGACAAACUGGUGGCCAGCGGGCGGGCGGUCACCUUUGAGAACGUCAAGGAGCUGGCGCUGAACCACGGCGUCCUCUCGGGCAAGUGGCUCAUGCACCUGGACCCCGGCUUCAAGGUGGACCAGGCGUGGGAGGGCGUGGCCAGAGCGACGGCGGACGGCAAGAUCUGCAGCGCCAAAGUCAGCCCGUACGACCCCGUCAAAGGAGACCAGCAUGUCAUCUGCGUCUACAACGAAAAUUUCACAGACGAGAGCCAAGUGGUCCAGCUGGAAGCUCACAUCCGAGCCUCGGGGGUCAAGUGUCCUCUGGCCUACAAGCCGGACGUGUACACAUACCUGGGAAUCUACCGAAACAACCGCUGGAAGCUCUAUCCCACCAUCUAUGAGAGUAAAUUCAACCUGGAUUGUGUGCCGAGGCGCUCGCGCAUCGUCAACAAAGUCACCAACCUGUAUGUCACAUAAGCCCGAUGGCAAGAGUUCCGUA
This is a messenger RNA of Hippocampus zosterae (dwarf seahorse), 993 nucleotides long. RefSeq names its product chromosome 1 C11orf68 homolog (gene c1h11orf68). The record is from RefSeq and is a predicted model, not a curated record. Lineage: Eukaryota; Metazoa; Chordata; Actinopteri; Syngnathiformes; Syngnathidae. The transcript has 2 exons. The coding region runs from base 225 to 971 and encodes 248 amino acids.